AUGGAGGACAACCAAACUCGGUCCCAGGAGCCUGACUGGGGGAAACUUCGGCCGGGACCCUUUACCGAGUGCAUCAAGAAGUCCAGACCGGACAGGGAAGUACAGCCGUUGCGAAUACCGUUUUACAUCGGCGUGGAAGACCCCUUGACGCACCUUCACUCCUUCCAAUCGGCAGUAGGAUGUAAGGGCCUCAGCGAUGAGGGACAGUGCCUGCUAUUCCCAUCCUCCCUUACCGGAGCUGCUCUGAACUGGUUCUACCAUCUUGAACCAGGAACGGUAGACUCGUUUGAUGAGCUAAAGCAGAUCUUUCUGAACCACUUCAUGAUCCAAACGGACCGUCUGUACUCUGCCGAUGAUCUGUAUACGGUACGGCAGAGAGAGGACGAACCCCUACGAGAAUACGCUGCACGCUUCAGUCAUGAGUACUCGAGGUGUCCGAAAACGGACGAUAGGGCAGCCUACGGCGCCUUCAAGAGUGGCCUUCGGUCCUCUCACUUUCGGUACCUCGUGCACAGUAGCAACUGGUGCACGUAUGACGAACUGAUGAAGCAGGCGGCAGUCCACGCCAAGGCCGAAUAUUUCACCUCCAAACCCGGGCCUUCGGCUCAGCAGGAGGAAUCGGUAUCGAAGAGCUAUCCGGGGCGAACCGACAAUUCUAUGGCAGGCCACAAGCGGAAGGACGACCGCGAUCAUCGGCGGGGUAGCUCAAAGAAUGGGCGUGGGAAAUACGGUCGCAACGACCACUGA
Prunus armeniaca (apricot) is the source of this 747-nucleotide messenger RNA. The record is from the annotation of a GenBank genome assembly. Lineage: Eukaryota; Viridiplantae; Streptophyta; Magnoliopsida; Rosales; Rosaceae.